Messenger RNA from Encephalitozoon cuniculi GB-M1, 780 nucleotides. Its product is annotated as Myb-like transcription factor. The coding region runs from base 1 to 780 and encodes 259 amino acids. Lineage: Eukaryota; Fungi; Microsporidia; Unikaryonidae. The transcript has a single exon. The record is from RefSeq and is marked provisional.
AUGGAAGAGAAGGGGUCCUUGAGCAAGAGGCUGGAGAGGCUCUACAUGGACUACAUAGAGAUAGAGAAGAUCUUGAAGAAAUUGAGAGACAUAAAGAAGCAGUGCUCGUACAGAAGCACUAUUGCCAAGUUGAAGCCGCGGGGGAACGGGCCUAUGGUUGUUGAGGCGGACGUGAGACAAGAUGAGGAGUUUUCCAAAGCGACUAAGAGGUGCAUGAAGUUUGAUCUCUAUGACCCUUUCUGGGAAGAGGUGUCGAAGAGAUUUAACAUCUCAAGAAACGAAUGCUUCAACAGAUGGAUUAACAAUGUGGAGGACCUCGACAGGAGAUUGUCUCGGAGUGAUAUGGCUUGGGUCAAGCAGAUGAGUGAGGAGGGGAAGGAUUGGAUUGAAAUGUCCAAAGAGAUGAAGUGCAGGCCAUUCAAGGUGUUUACCGAGCACCUUCGCUUGAACACUAUGUCUGCGCCGAAGAUGUGGACCCUGGAGGAAGACAAGCUGCUUGAGCAAGGGGUGGAGAAGUAUGGGCUUUCGAGGUGGAGGUAUGUGUCGAAGAUAGUUGGAACAAGGACGGGGAAGGAAUGUGCCAUGAGGUUCUACUUCUUGAACAAGAAUGUCCAGAAGGGCAAGUGGACGGAGGACGAGAGAGAAAGGCUUAUGGAGGGGGUCAGAAUAUACGGAGAGGGCGACUGGCGGAAUGUUAGCACACAUGUGAUGACAAGAAAUCCCAUACAAUGUAGGUCCAAGUACAUAGGUGAGGCGAAGACCAAGAAAGAGAAUAAAUAG